This is a messenger RNA of Clonostachys byssicola, 435 nucleotides long. The record is from the annotation of a GenBank genome assembly. Lineage: Eukaryota; Fungi; Ascomycota; Sordariomycetes; Hypocreales; Bionectriaceae.
AUGGAACAGGCGGACAGGGGUGUUGUUGCUGUGUACGGGAGGCCGCACGUCAACAGGACUCGCUCAGCUCAGGGCAGCGAAAGUGAAAAGUCGUCGCGUUCAGAAGACGACAAGUGUGGCUCGUUCGCCCUAUCUAACGAAGCAAUGGCUGGGCGGUCGCUGCGCCAGGCGGGUAAGAGCUUGUUUCUCGCUGACCCAGUCGUCUGCAUGUGGGCGACGAGAAAAGUCCUACACGUUGCUAUUAAUAAAACGAUUCCGGCCGGCUCUCUCAUCACGCCAAUGGAGAGGGCGCCACGGCAGGAGACCAGUGCCUCGAAUGUCUCCCUCGUCAUCGGGUCGUCGUCGUCAUGCCUGCCGCGCCCAGGGAAUCUCUCCCGUGGAAUGUACAGCUGGCUGGCCUGGGCGCGUAAUCGGUCGCCUGCACAGCCUCACUAA